Molecule: messenger RNA, 1589 nt
Organism: Zingiber officinale
Lineage: Eukaryota; Viridiplantae; Streptophyta; Magnoliopsida; Zingiberales; Zingiberaceae
Product: actin-related protein 7-like
Exons: 7
Coding region: 202-1290 (362 amino acids)
Biological process (GO): anatomical structure morphogenesis
Cellular component (GO): nucleus
Source: RefSeq, a predicted model, not a curated record
AGGGUAGAGUUGCAGAAAGGGCAAGCACGAUUAAAAGAUGCGAGGGCAGAAUUGUAAAAGUGAACUGAUGAAAGGAGAGGGAGUAAACGAGCAACGCCGACGCGUGACCCGCGAGGGCAUCUCGAACUAGGGUUUUACUGCCCCAAGAAGAAUCGUUGUGGAAUCGCAAGCUUUGGGCUAUAAAUUUCUUGCUCCAAAUCGAUGGAGGCGGUGGUAGUUGAUGCUGGAUCCAAGCUGCUCAAGAUCGGCUUCGCUUCACCCGAUCAAGAUCCCGCCUUGAUAAUGCAGACCAAGAUGAAGCGCGUGCUGGAGGAUGGAGAUGGUGGUGGCGAUGUAUUGAUGGUUGAGGAGGUGACGGCGGAUCCUGUGGUGAGGGGGUUUAUCAGAGACUGGGAUGCUAUGGAAGACUUGCUUCGGCAUGUUCUUUACAUUGACCUUGGUUGGGAGGUUGGAGAUGAAGGGCAGAUUCUGUUCGCCGAGCCGCUCUUCACCCCGAAGGCUAUUAGAGAACAACUAGUGCAACUAAUGUUUGAAACGUUCAAUGUUUCAGGCUUUUAUGCCUCUGAACAAGUGGUAUUAUCACUUUAUGCUGUUGGACGCAUCUCUGGAUGCACUGUUGAUAUUGGCCAUGGGAAAAUAGACAUUGCACCAGUUUGCGAAGGUGCUGUCCAACACAUAGCAUCAAAAAGAUUUCAGAUUGGUGGAAUUGAUUUGACUAAUUUACUAGCACAAAAACUUAAGAAAUCUAAUCCCUUAGUCAAGAUUGACAUUUCUGAGGUGGAGAAGCUGAAAGAGCAAUAUGCCUGUUGUGCAGAAGAUCAAACUUCCUUUGAAGAAACAGAAAACAAAUGCCCAACAGAGACUCACACCCUACCUGAUGGACAGACUAUAACUAUUGGACGAGGGGGCUAUAUUGUUGGAGAAGCUCUAUUUGAACCAUCUAUCUUGGGUAUAGAAGAGUAUGGGAUAGUUGAGCAGUUGGUUCGCAGCAUAUCAAGUGUUUCUUCUGAGAACCUUCGUCAAUUGCUUGAAAAUACAAUGCUUUGUGGUGGUACAGCAUCUAUGACUGGUUUUGAAGAACGGUUUCAGAAAGAAGCAAAUUUGUGCUCCUCGUCCAUCCGCCCAUCUCUCAUAAAGCCCCCAGAAUACAUGCCAGAGAAUUUAUCAAAGAACUCAGCCUGGAUGGGCGGUGCCAUAUUGGCUAAAGUUGUUUUCCCACAGAAUCAGCACGUAACCAGGGGAGAUUACGAUGAGACGGGACCAACAAUCGUUCACAAAAAAUGCUUCUAGGCCUAGUUGAACUCACUCUGGGUGAGCGUCAUUGUUGCCGCAUCAUCGGCUAAAGUUCCUUAGAAACAGCAAGUCACGGAGGGAGAUUACAAUGACCACCCACAACUGAUCAUAAAAAAUUGCUUCUAACCUGGCUCAUCUAUUAAUUUAGAUAAUUUAUGUUUGUAACUCUAUUUUCUUGUUGCCAACGACAAGGAAUGUACUGUAGAAUUAGAGUCUUUCUAUCAUUGAACUAUUGUGGAACGAAGUGUUUGCCAUAUCUGUUGUGAAAGCCAACCAAAGAAAAUUGGUAUUUUGAA